Molecule: messenger RNA, 3411 nt
Organism: Linderina pennispora
Lineage: Eukaryota; Fungi; Kickxellomycota; Kickxellomycetes; Kickxellales; Kickxellaceae
Exons: 5
Coding region: 277-3411 (1044 amino acids)
Biological process (GO): GPI anchor biosynthetic process
Cellular component (GO): endoplasmic reticulum membrane
Molecular function (GO): mannose-ethanolamine phosphotransferase activity
Source: RefSeq, a predicted model, not a curated record
GGGUAGCGUGCUGUGGCAUACACACGAUACUGUGUGCAGGUGGGAGCCGACACUUGCCCAGAUCGCCCAAGAUCAAGAAAUCUGUAGUUCACCCACGUUAUCGAAUGUGGCCAUGGCUUGCGGGGCGGCCACUCGAUGGCUUCUUGGACCUGCUCAACUCCGCUUCCUCCCUAACCUUUCUCCAUUCUCAACAUCUCGACUCUCCUGCUCCUCUUUUCUCUCAGUCUCCUUUACGACCUAUAAUAGCACUUUUCCUUCUAUUAACGAAAACGGCCGAUGGCGGAACCUCAAUCGCCAUCAGAAACGCCAGUGGCUAAGCCCAGCAAGCUGCCUGUGCGCGGCCACUGGUCACUAUCGGUGUUCUUUGUCGUGGCCAACGCAAUCGGGUUCUGGCUGUUUGCGCGUGGCUUCCUUCUGACGCGCAUGGUGCUGCCCGAUCACUCGCACUUGCUGGUGCUGCCGUUUGAGCAGAGCCACAGUACUCCGGCGCCAGACGCAGCGAAUGCCAGCUGGUACCCAGCAAAGUUUGAGCGCUCGAUUGUCCUUGUAGUUGAUGCUCUGCGGAUUGACUUUGCGAUGUUUAGCAGCGAGCUGAAUGCGACAGACGACAGGGUCCGGAAAAUGCCUUACCACAACAACCUGCCGAUUAUCGACCGCGUCAUGCAGUCCCGGCCAUCGCACAGCAUGCUGUAUAGGUUCCGUGCGGACCCGCCAACAACCACAUUGCAGAGACUGAAGGCACUGACCACCGGCCAGCUACCGACAUUCAUUGAUGCCGGGAGUAACUUUGCAGGCAGUGCUAUUGACGAGGACAACUGGCUGCAGGCGAUCCGUGGCAGAGAGGGCAGCGGGCAUAAGCGCAACCUGGUGUUUUUGGGCGACGAUACGUGGUCCAGCUUGUUCCCAAAUGAGCUUGCCGACACGUUUACAGACGAGCUCAACAGCACCGAGGGGGACAGUAUACAGGAAUACGGCGGAUGGGCGCGGAUCCGGCCAUUCCCAAGCCUGAAUGUCUGGGACCUGCAUACAGGCUGGGACACAAUUAUUGCACACUGCCUGGGCGUCGACCACUGCGGGCACCGGUUCGGUCCAGACCACCCGGCAAUGGCACUGAAACUGCAGCAGAUGAACCAGGCAAUCAAAAUGAUCGUUGAUGCGGUCGACAGAUCAGACAAAUCGACAGUACUGUAUGUGUUUGGCGACCACGGCAUGGACCCCAAGGGCGACCAUGGCGGUGACAGCCCUCGCGAGGUGGAUGCUGCGCUGUGGGUGUAUUCGAACACCGAGUGGAAUUCAAAGCGCGGUGCAGAGCGUUCUGGGCCGCCUCUGAUCCGCAGCACCCCUCAGAUUGACAUUGUAUCGACCAUGGCGCUGGUACUGGGCCUCCCGGUGCCAUUCAACAACCUGGGGGCCGUGAUCCCCGAGAUGUUUGCUUCGGACGAUUCGGUUGACGGCGAAUGGGGACUGCUACAUGCCCUGCGGCUGAACUCGGCCCAGGUGGUUCGCUAUCUGAAGGCAUAUAUGGCAAAGUCACACUCGCAUGGGUUCUCUGACGACGUUGUCCGCAUGUGGGACGAGCUACGACGCGCAACAAAAAAUAUUAUUGCAGAGGGUGAGGAAGAGGCGGCUGCGCAGUAUUACGCGUUCCUGCGCAUCAUGCUGGGCACGUUGCGGCAGAUGUGGGCGCAGUUUGAUCCUGUCCUGAUCCUGGCAGGUCUGGCAAUCAUGCUACUGUCGCUGGCCAGCCUCUCCCUUGUGUAUUGGCGUUCGCAGCAGUCUUCUCUCGAGACCAUUGCCUCCAAGACCCUGGCUGGCAGUGCGGCCGGCGGAAUCAUUGGCUUGGUUGCAUCCAAGGCGCUGAACACCGUUUUGUCGGCAACCGCCGCUUCGUCUCAUGCAUCCCAGCUUGACCUGGCUGUUGUGGGACUCACAGCCGGCGUGGGCAUUGAUGACACCUCUCCACCUGGCUUCCGGCGCGGAAUCCCUGUGCUACUGAACGGUGUUGCGAUUUUGGUCACUCUUUUCCACCUCUUGGUGUUCACGUCAAACAGCUACACGUUCAACGAGGACAGCGUCGUUUUAUACCUGCUGCAGACACUGACUCUGGUGCUGUUUGGCGCAGCUCUCAGCACAUUGGCAUCGAAGCCAGAAACUCAGCAGGCUGCUGGUCAGCGCGCAGCCAUUUGCGCAUUUGCAAUCCUGGUGCUCAACCGCAUUUCAUCGUACUCGACGGUGUGCCGCGAAGAGCAGAUUCCUGGCGGAUGCAAGCCAACGUUCUACGGCUCGGAAUCAGCAUCAAUCAGCAGCGUGUGGCUGGCAGUGGCCAACCUGGGCAUGGUCUGGAUCGUGCCAUCGGUAGUCCUGCGGUUCCUGCAGCGGUCCCGCAGCGACACUGCGUCUGUGGCACGACUAUGGCUGGGCAUCGGCAUGCGUGCCAGCAUGGGCAUGGCAGCCGUGUACUGGAUCCUGGAUUCCAUCGAUGCCGAGGCUGCACUCGAGCCCAAGGCGUCGGGAGGCAACUGGAGUGAACUGCGUAUACUACUGGCCCGCACGUCUGUUGGGAUUGCUCUGGGCGGAGGACUCGCAGCGUGGCUUGCCAGCCCGUUCUGCCUUGACGUUGCCAUCGCCGAUGCCUCCACGACAAAAGUGGCCAAGCACAAGAAGCAGGCAGCCCAGCCGAAGCGCACCGCGAUCAUUCUGGGCUUUGGCAACGCCUACGGUGUAGCAUAUCUGCUCUUUGUCACGGUCGUGUUCUGCGUGCUGUAUCUGGUGCAGCAGCCAAUGGGCGGCAUCAUGCUGUCGGUGCUGUUUGUUGAGAUUCUGCUGGCCAUGGAACUAUUUGACGCGCUGCACGACGCGCUGCAAUGCAGCAUGUCGCUGGUGCCAGCACAGGUGGUGAUGCUUGGGCUGCUGUCGUACAUGGGGUACUUUGCUACGGGACACCAGUUCACGCUGGUGUCGCUGCAGUGGAGCACAGCGUUUGUGGGCGUGCGCGAGAUGCAGCUGGUCGUCUGUGGUGUGAUUGUCGGGCUGAACACGCUAGGUGCCUUUGUGCUGGGUGCAAUGGGCGUGCCGCUGGUUGCGCUGUGGAACCAGUCGCUAGGCACACAGCUGCUGCGGAUAGCACCCGGGAACUUCAUGGCUCGUGUCACGGGCGCUGCUGCAGCGUACCUGGCGUACCAUGCGGCGGUGUCGACUAGCUCGGCGAUCUUUGCGGCUGUCUUCCGCCGCCAUCUGAUGGUGUGGAAGGUGUUUGCCCCCAGAUUCAUGUUCUCGGUGCCUGUGCUGCUGGGAUCUGUUGUGCUGGCGCUGUGUCUAGCCGUCGGCUUUGCUGCUGUGCGUGUGCUGCGCAUGGGUCUAGGUGUGGGCUCGGCGCAGUCUCUGGUUGCCGACCGCAUCCGGGCCAAGUAG